Molecule: messenger RNA, 2826 nt
Organism: Vitrella brassicaformis
Lineage: Eukaryota; Vitrellaceae
Source: the annotation of a GenBank genome assembly
AUAGCUGGAUGGCGAUGCUGCUGCUUGUGGCCCAUUCACCGCCCCUGCCUUGAGAUGAAUGGCCUGCCCGUUGAUGGCAGCCAUGACGUCAUCCGGCAGAUUGUUGAGCACUGCAGCCAUGACGUCAUCCGGCAGAUUGUUGAGCACUGUCGCGUACUCGGGCAGCACCAGCUGGCGACGACGGCGGUCCUCCUCCGUGGCUGUGGGCAUGAGGGCGAUGUCAGCGCCCGCCUGGAGCAGCACACGGAUGGUUGUCUUGACGUGGGGGAUCCGGAAGGUGAGGCGGUCCCUCACGGCCUGCCCCGUGUUGCCUUCCUGCAGCUGUUGGAUGUCCUCAUCGAGCCGUUCGGCAGCGACGGUGAGGGGUGUGUAGGUGGGGUCAUUCGGGGUCCCUCUGUUGAUGUCGGCAGCGGUGAGACGCCGACACAGAGAGGCAGCGACACGGUGGGAGCCGCAGCUGCAGAGUGCCGCCAAGUGCAAUGGCGUGCGUCCACCCAAUAUGUCCACGGCCGUGAUGUCGGCCCCGUUGGCCACCAGCAGGUCGAUGUAGCUCUCGAUGAACUGCUGGGACCAAACGGGAGGUCUCAUGGCCGCACUAUGCAGCAGAUUCAUGCCACCCAGGUCCCGCUCGGUUGCGAGUGUGGUGUCACGCUGGAUGAGCUGCCGGUAGAAGGACAGCAGGAUGGCCUCGUGAGCCUCAGUCGGCUGGUCCGUCGGCAAUGUGCGCACCUGCAUCGCCGCCUCCCGCCCGCGCAGCUGGAUGCCUGGAACAGGCAGACAGAAAGACAGACAGACAUCAUGAUGUGUGUUCCGUGUCGUGAGUGGUGUAAAUGGGUGUGCACCUGGCUGGCCCAUCAGCAGGUCAAAGGCGGCCCGGUUGCACGACGCGAGGGCCACCCGGAUGGGCCUAGACAAAUGGCUACCGCCAUUGAUGUCCGCCCCUCUCUGGAUGAGAGCCCGCAUGACGGCGAGCUGGAGUGCUGGCGUCUCCCACGUGGGCAUGGCGACGGGAGAGUAGUCACCGCCGUCGCCUGCCCAGAUGGACGGCAGACGGUUGUCCGUGAGAUUGUCGAUGCACAGCGCCACCAGCGGAUAAGCUUCAUAGCGACCCGUGGUGCCCGCCACCCGCAGCAGUGGCUCCACGUUGAGGUCGGCUCCCUUCUGCUGAAUCAGCUGCGUCACCUGCUGUGCGUCGGUGAUGGUGCGGCGAAUGAUGGAUUCGGACAGCUGUCUGCUGGCGUAACUGGUGCCAAGAGGGAAGCGGACGUCGAUCUCGCCGCUCUCCAAGCUAUUCCAGCCAGAUGGUAACGGCGCACCUGGUGGGACAGCGUCCACAGAGGAGGGUGGCAUGUGUGUUGGUGGUGGGUGAUUUUCUGACCUACCUCCGGUCUGUCGGCCCUGACCGCUGCCCUGCUGCCCAUCGGAUCCGUCACCACCGACACCAGCACCGACAGCACGAUCCCCACCAGCACUACUUACGCCCCCUCCGAGGCGGGACAGGGGCGGCGGGCGAUGCGCAUGGCCGCUCAGCGUCAGACCAGUGGAUGGAAGGACACCAACACCAGCAGCAGGAUGGGGAGCGGGGGGACGCUGCACACACCAUCCACAACACAACACAAUCCACAACACAACCAUGCCAUCAUCGUGUUCUGGUGCUGACUGAGGGGCAGAGGAGGCAUGCAAUCACCUGUGGCUGCUGGGCAUUUGGCAGGUUGGCGGCGAGCGGGUGCGCCUGGCCUUCUCCCCUGGCCCUCUUCGGCUCCUCACGCUCCAGAGGAAAGCCGGCACGCUUCACAACACCUACACCUACACCUUCACACACAUACACACACGACCCAGGCAAUGAUGACGUGCUGCGUCAGGCUGGCUGUGGUGCAUUCAUUGACUACCUGUAUAGCUGGAUGGCGAUGCUGCUGCUUGUGGCCCAUCCACCGCCCCUGCCUCGAGAUAGAUGGCCUACCGUUUGCCGCGGCGGGACAACCGAUGACACACACACGUACCGGAGAGUGGGUGAAGGUGUCUGUCUGUCUGUCGCGGUCGGUGCUCUUGUUUGUUGGCGUACCGGCGAUGGAAUGCGAGAGGGCUCUGUCAUGGAGGCGUUGUUCCUCUGCCUCACGACGACAUUGCUCACCGCUCCACCGCCCGCACGACCCUCCUGGCGCUCCUCCAGGUCCACUGGCCGCCGCACGUCACCGCCGCCAUGUUGCCCUGCACGCUCUAAAUCGUCUGCAGAGAUGGUGAUACACACACACACAACGAUGCUGUGUGUGUGAUGUGGUGCAUUUGUCUGAGUUGAGUGUACCUUCAUCGCCAUCGCCACCAUCCGCCGGGCCAGCAGGGGCCAUGUCGGUGUCGGGACGACCAGACGACAUCGCUUUCAAUCACACAGACAGACCUACAGCUGCACCAUGGACAACACUCACACACAGAGAUGGGCGGGCACCUGGUGUGUGUGUUGUGUGCAUCAGUGCUUGCCUAUCAAAAGUAUGAGUCCACGGCCAGUCGCCCAGACACACUCGAUGAAUCAGCCCGCCCGUCGACAAGGCAGACCUGAAGACCAUCAACACACACAGACAGCAAACAGCUCAUCGGUGUGUUUGUGAGUGAGCCAAUCGCCGCAUCUUGCCGCUUACUGUCGGACGAGGUGAUCCGCCGGCAGUAGGGCCACUGACACUCAAUAUACUCGAGUUGGACGCUGAUGGAUCAGGCACCACGAGAAACGUCUGAUCUUGGGCCGAGCGGCGGACAGAUGGACUCGUCUCCUCAUCCGGUCCUCACUGCGCCUCCACUGGCUCACUGAGAGGAUCUCUUAAACACAAAGUCGUC